Messenger RNA from Ficedula albicollis (Collared flycatcher), 418 nucleotides. RefSeq names its product zinc finger protein 593 (gene ZNF593). The transcript has 4 exons. The record is from RefSeq and is a predicted model, not a curated record. NCBI's taxonomy places the organism in Eukaryota, Metazoa, Chordata, Aves, Passeriformes, Muscicapidae. The coding region runs from base 1 to 348 and encodes 115 amino acids.
AUGGACCUGCAGCCCCCACUGACCCCCCGUGUCCUGCUCCAGCUGCAGGCUGAGGCUUCAGGGGCCGUGGGGCUGUUGGGGGACCCUCUCCAGCCCUCCUUCGCUCUCGGGGUCCCCCUGACCCCCACCCUUUCAUACCCCAGGCGCUACUUCGUGGACCUGAACAGCAUGAAGGAGCACUUCAGAUCCAAGGUGCACAAGAAGAGGCUGAAGCAGCUCCGCGAGGCUCCGUACACGCAGGAGGAGGCCGAACGAGCCGCUGGGAUGGGCUCCUACAUCCCCCCGGAGAAGGUGGAGGUGCAGACCCAGCCCCUCGAGGAGGUCGCCGAGAUGGAGACGUCCAGCUGAGCGCAGGGACAGCGUGCUGAGAGGCUGAGUGGCUCUGUAAGGACGUCUUUUUCCUCAGCUUUGUGACAAA